GUUGAUGAUCGAGCUUGAAGAAGAGAAAUUUUCCGUGUUUUCGUUCGAGCGCUUCUCACACCGGAACAACAGGCAGAGUCCACAAAAGUUUGCGAUAUUGAAAAGCCUCUUCAUAGCAUUCCUAAGAAACAAUGUCGGAAGCACCAGCAGAAGACAUCUCGAAGGUCCAGGAUGAGCUCGACGCUCUGAACGCAAAAAUCACCGGGCAAGGAUCUACCGUUCGACAGCUGAAGAAAGACGGAGCCGAUGCCGAUGUGAUCAAGGAAGCCGUUGCGGCUCUUCAAGAACUUAAAAUUUCUGCCGCGGCACUGGCUGAAAAGUUGACAGCGAAUGAACCACAAUUCAAUAGAAAGUCCUUCGACGAUUUGAUUAUUCGCAAGAUGUUUGUUGUCCCAUCCUUCGAAAUCCAUGGCGGUGUGAAGGGUCUUUUUGACUUGGGUCCUCCGGCAUGUGGUCUGAAGGUGAGUAGUGAAAGAGGGAGAUUCUUUGGAUGAUUACACAGUUGUAGUUGUUGAUGUACCUGUUCAUGAACACGAAUCUCAGAGAAAUAUGCGUCGUUCUUCCUUGUGUUUCGUCUGGCGUACAUAGGCUGCCAUGGUUGAUAUGUGGAGAAAACAUUUUGUCCUGGCCGAAAACAUGCUUGAAAUGGAGUGUACGAAUCUUACCCCAGAAGUCGUAUUGAAGACGAGUGGUCACGUAGAUCGAUUUACGGAUCUCAUGGUCAAAGAUCCGGUUACCUCCGAAUGCUUCCGUGCCGACAAACUUUUGGAAGAUGCCAUCGACGAUUUGUUGGAGAAGAACCCAACCUUGGACGCCGAAACGAGAGAAGAGCAUUUGCGCGUACAGCGACAAGCUGAUGCGUACAGUCCAGAGGAACUCGACAAAUUGCUACUCAAAUACGAAUGCAAGGGCCCCUCUGGUGAAGCCUAUGGUCCAUCCUUUCCUUUCAACCUCAUGUUCAAAACUUCCAUCGGACCGGAGGGAACAUCAGUUGGAUAUUUGCGACCAGAAACGGCCCAGGGUCUGUUUGUGAACUUCCGUCGUUUGUUGGACUUGAACGCACAAAAGAUGCCUUUUGCAGCAGCUCAGAUAGGACUAGGCUUCCGAAACGGUAUGUUAGUAUUUUGAAGGAAGUGGAAACCGAUUGAAAGGAACGAAAAAUUGUUUUCGACUCACAAAACGAAUUUGCGGAUUUGUUUUGUUCUCAUUCCAACUCUACAGAAAUUGCUCCUCGCAGUGGUCUUCUUCGUGUCCGAGAAUUUUGCAUGGGAGAAAUUGAACAUUUCGUGAACCCGGACGACAAAUCGCACCCCAAUUUCUCUUCGGUUGCUGAAAAGGAACUGGUAUUGUUUGGUCGUGAUGAUCAGUUGGGAACGGGUAAGACCAAAACGCUGAAGAUCGGAGAAGCCGUCAAGGGUGGUUUGGUCAACAACGAAACAUUGGGUUACUUUAUGGCGCGAACCCAGUUGUAUAUGGAAAAGAUCGGCAUGGACCCGGAACGGCUUCGCUUUCGACAGCAUUUGGCCACGGAAAUGGCUCACUAUGCCGCUGACUGUUGGGAUUUGGAAAUCAAGUCGAGCUACGGUUGGGUUGAAUGUGUUGGUCAUGCCGAUCGUGCCUGUUACGAUUUGGAUGUGCAUGCUAAGGCGACAAACACAUCUAUGGUCGCUACCGUGAAGUAUGACACCCCUAAGGAAAUCGAGGUCGCCAAACUGAAAUUCGACCGGAAAAAGAUCGGAAUGGUUUUCAAGAAGGAUGCGAGAACAGUAUCUGGGGCACUCGAUAAAUUGGCUGAGAGUUGGAAGGACUUUGAACCCAUUGCGAAGGCUCUCGAGGCAGAUGGAAAGGUAACCGUUGACGGAUUUGAGGUCACGAAAGAUAUGGUUAGCUGGGAGCAGUCAACGAAAAAAGUUCAUGAACUCAAAUUUACUCCCUCUGUUAUCGAGCCUUCUUUUGGUAUGGGACGUAUUUUGUACUCUCUUUUGGAGCACUCCUUCUACAUUCGUGAGAACGACGAACAACGUUGUGUCAUGAAAUUCAAACCUCAAGUUGCACCGCAAAAGUGUGCCGUUCUCCCAAUCAGUAGCAGUCCUGAAUUCAAUGCAAUCGUUGAUGGUAUUGCUGCUUCUCUCAUGGAGUACGAUCUUGCGACUCGUGUUGAUAAAUCCACCGCAGCUCUUGGACGCCGCUACGCACGUUCCGACGAAGUUGGUGUUCCAUUUGCUGUGACGGUCGACUUUGAUACCCUUAAAGACGACUCUGUUACAAUUCGAGAGCGUGACUCAAUGGUCCAGGUUCGAUUGCCGAAAUCGGAGGUUCCUCACGUGAUUUACGACAUUAUUCACAAUAGAACAAGCUGGGACGAAGUAACAAGCAAAUACCCCGUGGUUCAAGUCGACGACGGAGAGGGUGGAGGUGCUGCUGCACCAGCCGCUCCAAAGGAAGCUGCGAAGACCAAGGUUGUAUCUAACUCUCGCGGAAGCUUCACACGGCCCGCAUAAACUCUGUUAGUAGUGGAUGGAAUUUUUAAUAAACUUAAAAGAAUCCUAAACUUGUAUCCGAAAUAUUCUUGGGGUCGUGCUUACUUUGUCCCCCACCCUCCCAGCCCCCCUCCCGUCGCCGCCCUCUUCUCGGCAUUCUAAAGAAAUUUGAUCGAUGUCGCAAAAUGGUUGCUGAGUGUACCUAUCAAAUACUCAGAUGAUUCCAAUUGAUUUUUUGGCAGAACGAGCCUCUGAGAUAGAAAUCUUAUGCGCAGUCGGAUGCGACUCUGCAAUGAGUCAUUGUUCUAUUAUUCAAUUAGAAACAAGGCGCUCGGCUGCAUCAGAACUCAGAGCUGAAAAAGGGAUGUCGUCGCCAUCAUUACCCCGAAUGUGACCGUGUUGGGAAUUGGUGCAACUGCAACAGGCUGUCCUUUUGUUGUGUUGCUCUUAAAAAUACAGAAAUCGAUAGUUUCAAUAGAAGCAUCAUCAUUACUAUUGCAAACUUCCAGGAAGAAAUCUUUCCUGUUGUUGUUGUUGUCUUUAUGAAAUGAUCCCACAACAUCUUGACAAAAGUUCCCGCUUCGAGUUUCUUCAGGUGAUCGUAAAUUUCUACAUGGAGUUCUUCGUGGUUCCUGUUUCGACAAAUCACCGUUAUUCACGACAAUACUGGAACCGAUAGUGCCAAGAGAAGAAUCAUUAUUACUAUUACAAGCUUCGGCCAUAGGAAUCGAUGGAAUCGCCGGAUAUGAAUAUAUUGGAUCCAUAGAA
Messenger RNA from Pseudo-nitzschia multistriata, 3248 nucleotides. The record is from the annotation of a GenBank genome assembly. NCBI's taxonomy places the organism in Eukaryota, Bacillariophyta, Bacillariophyceae, Bacillariales, Bacillariaceae.